AUGUGCGCUCCCGUCUGGUGUGGGGUGACUUGCCCUCUAGGUUUAGCAAAGGAUGAAAACAAUUGCGAUAUUUGCAGAUGCAUAGAUCAGCCUAUGUGCCCAACUGCUCCUUGCGAAAUAAGUUGCCCCAACGGCUGGGAAAAGAAUGCGAAAGGGUGUGAUGUUUGUAAAUGCAAAGAGAAACCAGUGUGCAGCCCGGUGAGCUGUGACUUGCACUGCCCGAACGGAUGGGCUAAAAAUAAUUACGGCUGUGAUAUUUGUAAAUGCAAAGAGCAGCCAGUUUGCAUCCCUGUGAGCUGUGACUUGUACUGCCCGAACGGAUGGGCUAAAAAUAACUACGGCUGUGAUAUUUGUAAAUGCAAAGAGCAACCAGUAUGCAUCCCUGUGAGCUGUGACUUGCACUGCCCGAACGGAUGGGCUAAAAGUAACUACGGCUGUGAUAUUUGUAAAUGCAAAGAGCAGCCAGUGUGCAUCCCUGUGAGCUGUGAAUUGUACUGCCCGAACGGAUGGGCUAAAAAUAACUACGGCUGUGAUAUUUGUAAAUGCAAAGAGCAGCCAGUGUGCAUCCCGGUGAGCUGUGACUUGCACUGCCCGAACGGAUGGGCUAAAAAUAACUACGGCUGUGAUAUUUGUAAAUGCAAAGAGCAGCCAGCGUGCAUCCCUGUGAGCUGUGACUUGUACUGCCCGAACGGAUGGGUUAAAAAUAACUACGGCUGUGAUAUUUGUAAAUGCAAAGAGCAGCCAGUGUGCAUUCCUGUGAGCUGUGACUUGCACUGCCCGAACGGAUGGGUUAAAAAUAACUUCAGCUGUGAUAUUUGUAAAUGCAAAGAGCAACCAUUCUGCAGCCCGGUGAGCUGUGACAUACUGUGCCCGAACGGAUUGGUUAAAAAUAACUUCGGCUGUGAUAUUUGUAAAUGCAAAGAGCAACCAUUCUGCAGCCCGGUGAUCUGUGACAUACACUGCCCGAACGGACUGGCUAAAAAUAGCUACGGCUGUGAUAUUUGUCAAUGCAAAGAGCAACCAUUCUGCAGCCCGGUGAGCUGUGACAUACUCUGCCCGAACGGAUUGGUUAAAAAUGACUACGGCUGUGAUAUUUGUAAAUGCAAA
This is a messenger RNA of Lymnaea stagnalis (great pond snail), 1107 nucleotides long. The record is from the annotation of a GenBank genome assembly. Lineage: Eukaryota; Metazoa; Mollusca; Gastropoda; Lymnaeidae.